This is a messenger RNA of Fonsecaea pedrosoi CBS 271.37, 426 nucleotides long. RefSeq lists its product as uncharacterized. The record is from RefSeq and is a predicted model, not a curated record. The transcript has a single exon. Bases 1 to 426 code for a protein of 141 amino acids. NCBI's taxonomy places the organism in Eukaryota, Fungi, Ascomycota, Eurotiomycetes, Chaetothyriales, Herpotrichiellaceae.
AUGUCCCCUUUCAAAGACAGCAAAAGCCUUGUCACAGGAGAACUUGGCAAUCUCCAAUCAGUCCAAGACAGUGCUCACGAGCCGUCGCAAAGUGUCAAAGACGAACUGAAACAUAGCGAUCCUCCCCCGCCUGAGAUCCUUCGAUCACUUUCCAACGAAGAGUUUACUGCAUGGGGCGAGUAUCUAGAGAAGGAGAAGCCGGAAGAAUACAUCUCGUGGAAGAUGCGAAUGAUUGGGGAGAGUCAGCAAAGAUCGACAUGUCGGUUUGAGAAUCAACAGGCGAGUGGGCAACAAGGAUCUGACGCGUUGUCUACCUCUGAUCCUAGCAGCUUCGUGCAGGAAGGGGUUACAAGAGAAGAGCAGAAGGGGGAUGAGACACUGUUGACCAUGAAAAAGCACGAUAUCUCAAAGAGAAAGGAACACUAG